AUGGCCUCCACUCAUAAUGCAAACUUCAAGCUUCACCUUGAUAUUACUGCUCAUGCUGAUGAUGAUAAUGAUUCUUUUAAUUAUACUACAGAUAUGAAAAAUCCAAAUCCUAACCCUACUUCUGUUUCUUCUUCAACUCCUCCACUUUUCUGCAGCUUCUUUCACUCUUCAACCAAUCUCCCGCCCUUCAACCACCAUCUGGGCGUUAAUGUUAAUGCAAGUCAUGAGGAAAGUAGGACGGAAAAUAUGGAGCAACCAUUGGGGAGUUCACGGUGGAACCCGACGCCGGAGCAGCUUCUUGCUUUAGAAGAAAUGUAUCGACGUGGAAUGCGAACGCCAAGCGCUGAACAAAUCCAACUCAUCGCCGGUCAGCUCCGGAGGUUCGGUAAGAUCGAAGGGAAGAACGUUUUCUACUGGUUUCAAAACCACAAAGCAAGAGAACGUCAGAAGCGCCGCCGUGAGUCCCUCGAAACGCAGGAAGAAAAACACCACCACCAUGAAACUACUGAUCCGGAGAAGAAAGAAUCAGGUACCCAAAAUGAAAAAAAGACACAGUUUUAA
This is a messenger RNA of Mangifera indica (mango), 561 nucleotides long. Its product is annotated as WUSCHEL-related homeobox 6-like. Bases 1 to 561 code for a protein of 186 amino acids. Gene Ontology annotation, molecular function: DNA binding; DNA-binding transcription factor activity. The record is from RefSeq and is a predicted model, not a curated record. The transcript has 2 exons. Gene Ontology annotation, biological process: plant organ development. NCBI's taxonomy places the organism in Eukaryota, Viridiplantae, Streptophyta, Magnoliopsida, Sapindales, Anacardiaceae.